This is a messenger RNA of Aspergillus clavatus NRRL 1, 1059 nucleotides long. RefSeq names its product putative siderophore biosynthesis lipase/esterase (gene sidJ). The transcript is spliced from 2 exons. Bases 1 to 1059 code for a protein of 352 amino acids. NCBI's taxonomy places the organism in Eukaryota, Fungi, Ascomycota, Eurotiomycetes, Eurotiales, Aspergillaceae. The record is from RefSeq and is a predicted model, not a curated record.
AUGUAUUCGAAAUUCUGGCCAAAAGGAGGCCUGCAGGGCAUCCUGCACCACUACACAGAAACCCUCGUCACAUUCGAAUACACCACAGGCACCAUCCGCAAACCAAAUAGUGUCCUCUUUGUUGGAGGUCUGGGCGAUGGACUCGCCACAACAUCCUACAUGGCCGAUCUCGUGCACGCGCUGCAACCGACCGACUGGUCCAUUUUCACACUAAACCUCACAUCCUCCUACCAGUCCUGGGGGCUGGGCCACCUGGACCGCGACACAAACGAGAUCGCGCGCUGUCUGCAAUACAUCAAGGAAUACAAGACCGAGAAAUUCGGCCAGGGCAAGAUCGUCCUCAUGGGCCACUCCACCGGCAGCCAGUGCGUCGUGCACUACCUCUCCCGGCCGAACCCGCACACCGAAAUCCCUUCCUUUGAUUCUGACAUCGAGCACAUCGUACGCCCGCCGCUGGACGGGGCAAUCAUGCAGGCGCCCGUGUCUGACCGCGAAGCCAUCCUCUGGGUCCUCAGCGAGGGGAUCGGCGGUAAGACCGGCGCCGAGGUGCGGGAGAUCUACGAGAAGGUCGAGGCUAUGGCCAAGCAAGCCGUGCGCGACGACAAAACCGGGUCCGACGUGCUGCUGCCAUUGUCCAUGACUGGGCAGGUCGGCUAUCCGGGCAACACUCCGCUGAGCUGUCGGCGGUUCCUGAGUCUGACCAGUCCCGACAGCCCGCAGGCACCGGCUGAGGAUGACCUGUUCAGUUCGGAUCUGAGUGACGAGCACCUCAAGACGACUUUUGGGAUGAUCCAUCCCCGGGGUCUGCUGCGGGGGAAGCUGAUGGUGCUGGAAUCCGGUGCAGACCAGUCGGUACCGAGUUGGGUGAAUAAGAAGGAGUUGCUGGAGAGGUGGAGAAAUGCUGCAAAUCACAAUGGAAAGGUUGAUCUAUGGGAUCAGGAACACAGCGCCAUUAUCCCCAAUGCUUCCCAUGCUCUGAGCAAUGAUGAUCAGGCUGAGCCACGGAAGUUCCUGGUAGAGAAGGUGAUGGGCUAUCUGCGGACGUUUGAGAAGGCAUAG